AUCAGGACGGUGACUGCCAGUGUGGCAACUGUUCCAGUCUCAAUAGGCGCAGUUUCCAUGGCACCAGUUCAGGUUGCGGCACCAAUAGUUAGUAUGGCUACACCUCAAACACAAAUUAUUGCCAACAGUGCGCCAAUAGCAAUUGCAAGUAACUCGCAGCAGUUGGCGCUGGCGCAGCAGAGUCUGACUGGGCCAGCUACUGCUCCGAAUCAGAUAAUCACAAGUUCAACGCAGCAGCAAAUACUUGCUUCAAAUACUCAACUGACUUUGUCCAACGCUCAGCCGACGGGACAGCAGAUUUUAACACCUAUAGGUGGUCCAGGACAGCAGCUGGCAAUGGCCCAACAAAGUCUUGCCCAUAACACUUCCCAGGCCUUGGCGAUGUCUAAUGCCUCACAACCAAUUAUAUCGUACCCAAUAAUGACACAAAGUAUUUUACCUCAUUAACGAAAUAAGGUAUGGACACUUUUCCU
Messenger RNA from Ctenocephalides felis (cat flea), 473 nucleotides. RefSeq lists its product as uncharacterized. NCBI's taxonomy places the organism in Eukaryota, Metazoa, Arthropoda, Insecta, Siphonaptera, Pulicidae. The record is from RefSeq and is a predicted model, not a curated record. Bases 58 to 447 code for a protein of 129 amino acids. The transcript has 3 exons.